Messenger RNA from Capra hircus (goat), 1425 nucleotides. RefSeq names its product F-box protein 24 (gene FBXO24). The transcript has 7 exons. Bases 1 to 1185 code for a protein of 394 amino acids. Lineage: Eukaryota; Metazoa; Chordata; Mammalia; Artiodactyla; Bovidae. Gene Ontology annotation, molecular function: protein binding. The record is from RefSeq and is a predicted model, not a curated record.
AUGGAGGCCGAGAAAAGCACCCUGAGCCUCGUCCAACGAGAACCAAUCGCAAGCCAGAUACAGGGAGGGGUAACCCACAGACCCAGAGGAAAAAGAUGGCAGGCUCUGACAGCACAGAGCUGCAAGUCAGAGCAAUGGGCCCCCCCCCAAAUAGCAGUUAAUAAGAGAAAGGAGAAAGAGAGGCAUGACCGUCAUGUGCGCCCCCUUCUCCUUGGGCAGGUAAAGCGGAGCUGCCCUUCAUGUGGCCCUUCAGAACCUGGGGGUGAAGAGAAGAAGGGACGAGGAAACCCUGUUUCUGUUCAGUUGUUCCCCCCGGAGCUGGUGGAGCACAUCAUCUCAUUCCUCCCAGUCAGAGAUGUGGUCGCUCUCGGCCAGACCUGCCACUACUUCCACCAAGUGUGCGAUGCCGAGGGCGUGUGGAGACGCAUCUGUCACCAGCUCAGUCCUCGCCUUCGAGAGCAGGGUUCCGGGGUCCGACCCUGGAAGAGAGCCGCCAUUCUGAACUACACAAAGGGCCUGUAUUUCCAGGCAUUUGGGGGCCGCCGCCGCUGUCUCAGCAAGAGUGUAGCUCCCCAGCUAGCCCAUGGCUACCGCCGCUUCCUGCCCACCAAGGACCACGUCUUCAUUCUUGACUACGCGGGGACCCUCUUCUUCCUCAAAAAUGCCCUGGUCUCCUCCACCCUUGGCCAGAUCCAGUGGAAGCGGGCCUGCCGCUAUGUUGUGUUGUGUCGUGGAGCCAAGGACUUUGCCUCAGACCCGAGGUGUGACACAGUUUACCGCAAAUACCUCUACGUGUUGGCCACUCGGGAGCAGCCGGGAGUGGUGGGCACAACCAGCAGCCGGGCCUGUGACUGCGUCGAGGUCUACCUGCAGUCCAGCGGGCAGCGGGUCUUCAAGAUGACCUUCCACCACUCCAUGAGCUUCAAGCAGAUUGUGCUGGUUGGUCAGGAGACGCAGCGGGCCCUGCUGCUCCUCACAGAGGAAGGAAAGAUCUACUCUUUGGUCGUGAAUGAGACCCAGCUGGAUCAACCACGCUCCUACACGGUUCAGCUGGCCCUGAGAAAGGUGUCCCGUUGCCUUCCUCACCUGCGUGUGGCCUGCAUGGCUUCCAACCAGAGCAGUACUCUCUACAUCACAGAUCCUAUUCUGUGCUCUUGGCUACAAUCACCUUGGCCUGGUGGAUGAAUUUGGCCGAAUCUUUAUGCAGGGAAAUAACAGAUAUGGGCAGUUGGGAACAGGGGACAAAAUGGACAGAGGGGAACCCACACAGGUGAGACUGCCUCCCAGCUACUCAUCCUCCCCUCCCUUUUCCCUAAUUCCCUGACCCCUGGAUCUCUCCACGCCUCUAAUUUCCAUAGAAUCCACUUCUUUAAAAAUACUGUAUUUUAUUUAUUUAUUCAGCUGCGCUGGGUCUUAGUUGCAGUG